AUGAAAGCCAGUCAUUUUUCGGCCGUUGCAACACUAGCAAGAGUCGUCCUCGGCUCCAAGCUUCAAUAUCCCAUAGGCGGAAGUGGCCUUCAUGGAACAAGAGAUUCGUCUGAAUUCGAGAAUAUAAUCGCUUCGUCGCCCCUUCUGGCAUUCCACAAGGCUAUUGUGGAGAUCUCAUCUAUCAGUGGGGAUGAGAAAAAUGUGGGAGAAUUUGUCCUCGACUUUCUAUCGUCGCAGAAUUUCACGGUCGAAAAACAGAUCGUGGCUCCAGAAACCGGGCAUAGUAAAGAUCGGUUCAAUAUCUACGCCUAUGUUGGUGACAAUCGAUAUCCCGAUGUACUGCUGACCAGCCACAUCGACACGGUCCCACCUUUCAUUCCGUAUUCUCUCCACCCGCCGAGCUCGGGCGCUGCAGAAGGGCCGACAUUCAAUCGCACAGAGCUGAUGAUUGCCGGCCGUGGCACGGUCGAUGCCAAAGCCAGCGUAGCCGCCAUCAUCUUUGCUGCUAUCGAGACUCUUCACGACAAGCCCGAUGCCUCGGUCGGGUUGUUAUUUGAUGUCGGCGAGGAGAAGCUUGGUACAGGCAUGAAACAUUUCUCCGACUCAGAUCUCAAUCCAACCCCGUCAACAUUCCAUACAGUCAUUUUCGGGGAGCCUACUGAGCUCAGUCUUGUGGCCGGUCAUAAAGGGUCUCUGGGUCUGAAGGUUAUCGCCAAGGGCAAAGCUGCCCAUUCAGGAUACCCCUGGCUGGGGCAGAGUGCGAUCUCAUCCAUCCUCCCGCUCUUGUCCCGUCUCGACAAUUUGGAGAAUAUCUUGCCUGAGAAUGGUGGGCUUCUUCGAAGUGACAAAUUGGGCAAAUCAACUUUGAAUAUUGGGGAAGUCCAUGGCGGCGUCGCCGGCAAUGUCGUUCCAGCCUAUGCCGAAGCAUUAGUCUCAGUCCGCCUCGCAGCAGGAACACCGGAUGAUACGAGAGAAAUUCUCCAGAGGGCUGUUGAGGAUCUCACCGGAAGUGAGGGAAAUGUAUAUCUGGAUUUUGGAGAAGGAAAGGCUGGUGGUGCUCCACCUCAGCAUUUCGACGUGGACGUGCCUGGGUUUGACGUUACUACUGUGAAUUACGGCACCGAUGCUGCCUCACUGCACAUCCAUGACCAAGGUACCAAGAGGGUUCGUCGCUAUUUGUAUGGCCCCGGGAGUAUUCACGUUGCGCAUGGCGAUAACGAGGCAAUCACGGUGGGAGAGCUGGAAGAGGCGGUGGACGGGUACAAAAGAUUAAUCUCAGCUGCACUAUGA
Messenger RNA from Penicillium canariense, 1290 nucleotides. RefSeq names its product M20 family metallopeptidase. The record is from RefSeq and is a predicted model, not a curated record. Lineage: Eukaryota; Fungi; Ascomycota; Eurotiomycetes; Eurotiales; Aspergillaceae. Gene Ontology annotation, molecular function: hydrolase activity. Bases 1 to 1290 code for a protein of 429 amino acids. The transcript has a single exon.